CGCUGCAUUUUAAAGACCAUUUCGGAUAUUUCUAGCACAGCGCAAACCCAGGCGCGUGUGGUUAAAAGCAGUUUCGGCUGAUUUUCUUCUCACGCUGAUUUAGAGCGGUCGCUGGUACAAAAUGCUGUCGGUACAUGAGUGAAUGCUAAUAAGCGCUUUAUCUAAUAUUUACGAAACUAAAAGCAGGAUUCAUGACCAGCGUGCUUGCAUGUAAUUUCAGAAGCACGUUUCUUAAUCUAAUUGUUCUUUGACUAUAUGCGUCUAUGUAUCACGCUCAUUACUGUAAGAAGUUGUCUUUGUUUACAUCAUUAUGAAUGAAUGAUGUCUAUUUCAAAUUCCAAUUGCAGUUCACCAACACCGCCUGUAGAGCAUACCAUACACGGUUUUUUCCUCUGUAAUAUGUUGUAGUAUUUCUCAGUCCCCAUAAUCUACACAAUAAACACUUUAAGUAUCUGAAUACGAAACAUUUUCAAUGACAUAUCUUCAAUGCGAUUGUAUGACAUUAAGUCUAAACACACUAAGCAAGGGACAUGGGAGCUGGGUAACGGUUUCGUAGUAGGGGUGUUGUAGAAUUUUUGUGCGCGAAUUGGUGUUUCAUUAUCACAGACAUUCUGCGCGAGGUUGCACUAUAAUACGGUAGAGAAACAAUGGCGUCUGUAGUUCAGACGAGCAAAUCGUACGCACGUAUACACUACUUUACGGUACAUGCUUUUUAAUGUCCGUGUACUAGUUACUUUACGGCAGAGAAUAAUAUGGUCGCCUCAUGUGUCAGUAUUCGCCACUGAGCGCUGCGUUUCAAUACAGUCUAGAAUUUUCCAGAUAUUGCUAUCUUUAAAUAACAGGAUCACGUACAGUCACUGUAGUGUACCUUUAUUCACAGGAGCGAUUUGAGUGUGGUUGCGCCGUACUUAGGGGACAAUGGCAGAGGGCAGUGGCCAGAGACAGCAUCCUCGCAACUUGCAAGGCAUCCUGCGCAUGGCUGUAGAAGCGGGCUCCGCUUCUGAUGGACCAGCCCCCCAGCAGCCCAUGUCAGAGGAAAGGAAAGCAUGGCUGAGGGAAGCUCUCGCUGACAUCUGUAAGGGGCAGCAAGAUGAGGUGGAGCAAAUGAAGCAGUGUCUGUCUGUCCUGCGGAGAACCACAGCACAGGAAUCACAGGAGCAUGAAGAGGAGGAGGAGGAAGAGGAGGAGGAAACAGAGGGGGCACUGGAGCUGCUUUCAGAACUGUGUGAGAACCUGGAUAACGCUAGAGACUUGAUGGUGCUGGGUGGCCUGGAUCUGUGUGUGUCUCAGUGCUUGUCACAUGCCCAGGGUGGGAUCAGGUGGAGGGCCGCUCAGCUUUUAGCUUCCUGUGCCCAGAACAUGCCCGAGGUGCAGUGCUACUUACUCCACCGGGGCACCUUGUCAACGCUGCUGCAGCUCAUAGACUGUGACCCCCACCCUACCGUGAAAGUGAAGGCGCUGUACGCUGUGUCCUGUCUGGUCCGGGAACAGGAAGAAGGCCUGCGUGUCUUCCUAUCACACGACGGCUUCUCUGUGCUGAUGAGAGGGAUGCAGUCAGACAGCGAGAAGCUGAGGACCAAGUCUGCAUUCCUGCUGCUGAACCUGCUGAGCGCGCACCCAGAGCACAGAGAUGCGGUCCUCUCCAUGGGCAUGGUGCAGCAGCUGGUGUCAGUCCUGCGGUCUCCACACUCCUCUUUCCACGAGCAUGUACUGGGCGUGCUGUGCUGCCUGGUGGAUGGGUGCGACCGGGGGGUGAGCGAUUGCCGGGACCCUGCUCUUGGCCUGGAGGAGCUGCUGAAGCACAGAGCAAUGGAGCUGAAGGGCAAAGAGGAAAGCCAGGAGGAGCUGGCUUACUGCGAGUGUCUGCAGGCGGCCUGCUUCCGGCACCUGUCUGCUGACAACGGCAUGGACCGCUGAGAGCCGCCUUGUGCAGCCCUGUCAGUGCGGAGCUGGGCUUCGCGUUCGUGAUGCAAACUUAACAACCAACCAGCAAGGGAGUGUGAGAUGGUCCAGCAGAACAGACCCAACACAGCAGCUGAAGUCCUCUUUGCCACUUUAUUAGGCAGACAAACAGAUACUCAUGCAAUUUUGCUCAAGUGACUAUCCGCUUUUCAUUUAAGCCUCUGAUGAGUUACACACGACUUACUGACAACAGGGAUAACAUGGAAUCUCUGUUUUCAUAUAUACACUGAUAUUUCAAUAAAGUUUGUUCACAAUG
Brienomyrus brachyistius is the source of this 2218-nucleotide messenger RNA. RefSeq names its product HSPA (heat shock 70kDa) binding protein, cytoplasmic cochaperone 1 (gene hspbp1). The coding region runs from base 919 to 1917 and encodes 332 amino acids. The record is from RefSeq and is a predicted model, not a curated record. NCBI's taxonomy places the organism in Eukaryota, Metazoa, Chordata, Actinopteri, Osteoglossiformes, Mormyridae. The transcript is spliced from 8 exons.